Messenger RNA from Dovyalis caffra, 1560 nucleotides. NCBI's taxonomy places the organism in Eukaryota, Viridiplantae, Streptophyta, Magnoliopsida, Malpighiales, Salicaceae. The record is from the annotation of a GenBank genome assembly.
AUGAGCAUGAUUGACAUACAUGCUCCUCUCGGAGAGAGUAUCGGAAAACAUAGUGAAGAAGAUGACAUGGCAACGAGGCUUACUACGUGGCGACCACAUCACAUAGCUAAUUGUAAGAUUGAGGUGGCUGCUGUGAUUUCUGGUUGGUCGAUGGAUGAGGGCAAUGCGGGCUGUGUAGGUAGGAUAUGGCAAGGGUUGGUGGUAGCGUGGGAACCAGGACGGUUUGUUACAGUUACAAACCUCCAGAGAGAAGGCAAAGAGAAUCUCCGUUUAAAAAGACAAAUGGAGGAAGAGAAGGCAAAGAAGAGCUCGAGGCCAGUAGAGUUAGCAAAGGAGGAGGAGAUAGACAGGCCGGUUCAAGUAUAUGCAGACGGCGUCUAUGAUCUCUUCCACUUUGGCCAUGCCCGUUCUCUCGAGCAAGCCAAAAAGCUGUACCUAAAUGAUUAUCACUCUCAAAAUCUCACUUUUUUAAUUCAAUUAUUUGUUUCCAAAUACGCAUUUGCUGUUGGAUGCUGCAAUGAUGAAGUCACUCCCAAAUAUAAAGGUAAAACUGUGAUGACUGAUGAAGAACGCUAUGAGUCUCUUAGCCAUUGCAGGAUUGCAGAGAAGUGGUUUAUGAAUGGACUGGAAAGUGUCGAAGUUGCCAAGGCUCAGGACAUGUCAGCUAUUAUAAUAAAAGGGGGAAAGAAGUUACCUGCAAAUGUGUACCUUGCCUUGGAAUUGGUGCCUCAUGAAAGUAGUUCUGAAUCUAAUUUCUGGGAUUGUAGGAUUGCAGAGAAGUGGUUUAUGAAGGGACUGGAAAGUAUCGAAGUUGCCAAGGUUCAGGACAUGUCAGCUAUUAUAAUAAAAGGGGGAAAGAAGUUACCUGCAAAUGUGUACCUUGCCUUGGAAUUGGCUGCUCAUGGUGGAGGGACCAUUAUUUUCAAGGGUCUGUAUUUUGGAUUGGUUGGAAAUCUCGCUGGUGUCUUACCGUUACGAGACUUCAUUCAGACUGUAGGUGCCGUUGGGGGUGCUGCUUCAUCUCUUAUUCGUGUACCAAUGGAGGGGUAUGGAUCCUUUUUAUUACGAGACUUGCCAUUUGAUGCAAUUCAGUUUUGUAUCUAUGAGAAAAUGCUAAUGGGAUAUAAGUUAGCGGCAAAGAGAGAUCUGAAGGAUCCUGAGAUUGCUAUAGUUGGUGCUUUUGCUGGUAAUGAAGCAUUCUCCUUAGCUCGGAAAGGAAAGGAAAAGGAAGAAAAGAUGGCAGGGAUUCCUCAAAAGAGAAAAGGGCAGGAAGAGAAAGCAAAGGCAUACAGAAAAUCAAAGAAAAAAAUAGGAGUCAUCUGUAGUCGGAAAGUGACACUUAAGAAGAGAUUAACAAAGAUGAUUAGUCAAGGGGCACCAUUGACUUCCCAUAGCCGAGCUUGGGAGGAACUGGAUGUAAAGAUUAUGAACAGAGGAAAAGUUCAAAGAGAAGCUUCACUUGCAGAUCAGAUCCGAGCUGCCAUAACUGAAAGAACUGAAUCCAAUACUAAGGAUGCUUUGGCAGCACCAUCUACUCUGAACUUAUUUGCUGGGAGUUGA